UUCUUGAUCACGUGGACCUCCUUAAUGCCUUCCCCCAUCACUAACCUUGCCUGUACUACCUGUAGACUUCUUUGCGAUAAUUGGUGUCAAUUUUUGUUGAUUUAAUUUCUUGUCAUUAAUUUUUUUUAGUUACUUAAAUUUUCUGUCAUUUUGAUUUCUUGUCUUUUUGUUUUUAAUUUGAGUUUCUUUUCCGUCCAGCCUGUAUCUUUUGCUGCUAAUCCCUGUAUGUUGGGUGGGUUCCGUUCUUCACCCUAAAAACCUGUCUGUCCCCCUCCAAAAACUGCAUGCCGGCAAGCCAGCACCGCCAAUCGACUUAAACAUGAUUUUCCACUGAUUCCACCUCGUAAAAUCGCUUACCAUGGAUUUCAGACGACGCGGAGUCAAGUACCAGUUAUCUAGAAUCAGUGAAGAGGACGAAGAGGAAGAAGAAGUAAAUGAAGAAACUGCAUUGAUGGAUGAGCAGGACGGUGAUGCCUUCCAGGAGGAAGAUGCUCAAGGUUCUGGUGAAAACAUGUCACAGACACAGUCGGACCCCGUGACAAACGGGACAGCAGAUGACACCCCCACACCCCCGCACAGUGACAGUGAGACAGAGCCUGAGGGAGGCCCUGUGGAUGAGCCCGAAACUGGACCUGAUGCCGCAACUGAUGGCAGAGGCGACGACAACACGCAAGCAGAUGGAGGUGAUAAUGAAGAUAAAGUAGACAAGGGAGUUGCGGUGUCCCUCCCUCCAGAAUACCAGGAUCCCCCAUCGUACAGGGAGACACUGCGGCUGUCAGGAAUUGAGGUGAACUAUCAAACGCGGAGCCAGGAUGAGGAUGUAGUCAGGGAUCCAGAUGAGGAUAAAGUCAGGGAUCAGGAUGAGGAUAUAGUAAGGGAUCAGGACGAGGAUAUAGUAAGGGAUCAGGAAGAUUCCGUUGAGCCUCAUGUAGUGGUUAAUCCCUUUGAUGAGCCGAGGGACGGAGCACAAUGGGAGGAUAUUGAGAUGGGAGAAAUGACUGGUUCUAAAGAUGACUCACCACAAUCAGCCGAAGCAGCAGCUGAAAUAACCUCUAGCAGUGAUUCCAUCAAGCGUUACGUACAGCCAAUGGAGAUUGAAAGCCAGACGCUGGAGAAGUCGUUUUGGUCGGACAGAUUCCACGUGGGUUUCAAGGACACCAACUCGCGGAGUCUGCUGAUCAUGGUCUUCAGCGUUCUCGUCGUUGUCUUCGCAGUGUUGAUCGUCGUUCUUCUCCCUCUGACCUUCUCGUACGUGGAGUACUUUGAGCUUGGCCUGAAGAGACAGCGCUCCACCGGACGGGUCUUAGCCAGUGAUGGGGCGUACGAGUCAGGCCGGCACGCCAUCGGGCCGGACUACACCUUCAAGAUCUACCCUUCCUGGGCCACCAACAUUCAGCUGGAUGACAUCUCGGUGACCACGACGUCUGGACUGUCUCACAGCUUCUCCUGUAGCUUUCAGUAUUUCAUCAGAGAAGGGGAACUAGGCCUUCUAGAGCAGAGAUUUGACAAGUCGUACCCUGAUGUGAUUGAGUUUGUGGCCCAGGCAGCUCUCAAGAACGUCGCGGCCACCAUCUCCUUAUCAAUGUAUCUAGAGCAGAGGAGACGAGUGGAGAUCAUGUUUCACGAUGCGCUCCGGGCCAAACUGGGUGGCGACUGUUGUCCUGAUCAAGAGCUUUGCCUACGCUACGACACCUGCCAUCUGUGCAGUAACUCCACCACCAACUGUACCCAGGGCUACCACGUGGACGUGCCUUACUUCCAGCUCCUAGAGAUCGACCUGCCCGACGUCAUCCUGGAUAGGAACCUACAGGUGCAGUUGCUGAACGAACAGGCUGAGGAGGAGACCUUCCUGCAGCUAGAGUUGCUGGCUAGGAAGAAGACGGAGAAAGAAACCCAGGAAAUUCUCAAUUCAGCUUCUGAAGUAACCAACAACGGAACCGCAACGGCCAGCUUGAUCCGAUCCUUGGGCGAGGCCGAGGCAAGGGCGAUAGUUGAAGCCGCUAACAGCCAAGGGUUGGCCUUGAUGUACGACAGAAUGGGCGUGACAACGGACGAACACAAGGCCUCGUUACACUGGCUCAGGACUCUAGAGCAACAAGAAAUGCUGGUCAUGGGCGUCAGCUUUCAGGAAUACUUAAGCUUGGUCAGAGACUCCAUUGUUACGUAGAGGAGGGGGAAGGUGGGCAUAGUUUGCCCAUAAAAAAAA
Patiria miniata (bat star) is the source of this 2206-nucleotide messenger RNA. RefSeq lists its product as uncharacterized. The transcript has 10 exons. The record is from RefSeq and is a predicted model, not a curated record. Lineage: Eukaryota; Metazoa; Echinodermata; Asteroidea; Valvatida; Asterinidae. The coding region runs from base 359 to 2167 and encodes 602 amino acids.